This is a messenger RNA of Eriocheir sinensis (Chinese mitten crab), 2540 nucleotides long. RefSeq names its product CDK-activating kinase assembly factor MAT1-like (gene Mat1). Bases 1212 to 2186 code for a protein of 324 amino acids. The transcript is spliced from 8 exons. Gene Ontology annotation, biological process: regulation of transcription by RNA polymerase II; positive regulation of cyclin-dependent protein serine/threonine kinase activity; nucleotide-excision repair. The record is from RefSeq and is a predicted model, not a curated record. Gene Ontology annotation, cellular component: transcription factor TFIIH holo complex. NCBI's taxonomy places the organism in Eukaryota, Metazoa, Arthropoda, Malacostraca, Decapoda, Varunidae. Gene Ontology annotation, molecular function: cyclin-dependent protein serine/threonine kinase activator activity.
GCAUUCAUCGCCCCCUUGAGUAUGUGAUUGGUUUGCUCGCCGAAAAUAAGCCGCGCCCUCACACUACUACGUGCUGAGACAUAUAGCUCAAAGCUCACCCCGCGUUUUCAGUGUGCAUUCAUCGUCUGGUGUGUAUAAUCAGCCAUUGAAGUGCCCGGGAAAGGAAGGCUUUACUUAGUUUAGUAACAACGGAUGUCACAGUCAGCGUCAUGUCACUUUGAAAAAAUUUCUACUUGUCUCAAAGGUCAGAGACUGAUAAAUCUAGGGUUAAGGCAACAUGCAGCUCAGAAUACGCCCUUCAAUAAUGAACUUGACAGUGAUUCUUAUUGAAAGGAAUAACAGCAAGUUACGCAAUACCUCCGCGAUGGAAACUAAUGCUAAACAGACUGUUAUCGAAAUAAAAUAACAAGAGGCUAGAUAUUGCUGAUUUUGUAGGCCAACCAUUCGAAAUUAGACGUUUGAUGUUACUGCAAAGAAAAAUGUUCUUUUUGAUUAUAGCAAAUCUAACUUUGUAUUUUCACUGGCUGGCAACCACUUUAAGCCACUUCCUGCCCCAUCUUCAGUUUGCUUUGUGUGGCAAGGAAAUUUUUUCUUCCAGCAAAGGCACCAAUUAGCAAAACGGGAAAGUAACUUUACGUAAAGUUCGUUCGUUCAAGCCAGGUCAUAUUCCUCCUAUAAGGAUUCACCUAUCAUGAUCUAAUGGUCUAAGGGAAGCGAAACUUUGCAACUACCAGUGAGGGCUGCCAAAUACCUCUACAUGCCACGGUACCCUGGGAGGACGGCUGCGGGUUCCCCAUUGCCUCUGUGCCUUAGUAGGUGCCAGUACUCAGUAUCUCAAGGCCUGUGCAUUAACGAUAUUUGAUCACUAAUUAACAUUGGUCCCCUUAGCUGUUUUGUAUCCUCCUGAACACUCUCACAUCAGAGAAAGGAAUGUAGCUGAGCUAUACUUGACGGGUGCUUCAAAACGUUUCAUCAGUGCUUCGAACAUGUUAGCAGUGGACGUAACCCGUCAUUCCACAGCGAACACCCCCCAGGCCGUGGCCGACGCGGAGGAAGACUGGGACACCACAUCGUCGAAGCUCCUGACGGUGGUGCCCAGGUAGCAGUUGAGCACCUGUGUCGGCAGCAGCCCCAGCACCGUGGCCGCCAGGUACAGCCACGUGGGAACCCGGGACACCUGUGCGGGGAGACACGGCAGGUAAAGUGUCAGUAUGGGUGACUACUAUGAUGCAUCGUAUGAAACGCAGUGCCCACAGUGUCGGGGCACCAAGUAUCGAAACCCACAGAUGAAACUCAUGGUCAAUGUCUGUGGGCACCCCAUGUGUGACUCUUGUGUCCGAAUGUACUUCCUUAAGGAAUCAGCCCCAUGCCCUGAAUGUGAGAUUGUUCUCAAGAGAUCAAAGUUUCGUGUUCAGAUAUAUGAAGAUCCCUUGGUAGAGAAGGAACUUGCCAUCCGCAGAAAGGUGAUGAAGGUUUACAACAUGGCUGAAGAUGACUUCCCCACUUUAGAGGAAUGGAAUUCAUACUUAGAGGAGAUUGAAGAAAUAGUGUAUAACAUUACUAAUGAUAUAAAUAAGCCAGAGAUGGAGAAGAAAAUGGAGAACUACGAGAAGCUAAACAAAAAUGAAAUCAGGAAAAAUUAUGCCAGAAAAACUCGUGCUGAAGAGGAGCUUGAGAGGCAGCUGGAUUCAGAGAUGGUGAAGGGGCUGGAGAGGCAGAGAGCACUAAAAGAAGAACAGGAAAAGUCUAAAUUGACGAGACAGAGGAACAAAACAUCUUUAAUACAAGACCUAAUGGCAGCCUCAGAAGGAGCAGCCACUCUGGUUCUCAAGUCACACACAGAGAGACUUAAAGAGGAGCAGAAGAGAGAAAACCAGAAGAAAAAGGAACAGGAGUUGGCAAUGCAGGGAUCCUCAAAGACAGAGUUCUCAUCUGGUGUCAAGAUGGGCUUUGCUGCCGGCAUGUCCUCAGCACCGGUGCACCAAAUGAAGGAGGAGUUGUACCGCUACGAGCCACCUGUCCUCUCUUCUACUUUGCCUGCCCCCACAUGGGAGGAGCUGGAGGAUGGCGGCUACCUCAACCACGUGCGGAGGGCGUCCCCGCAGGCGAUGGCUGGCGGGUACACCGAGCACUAUGCCUGCCUCAGGGCGCUGCAAGACUUCAUGUCUUCACACUUUCUUAGCUGAGGGCACCAGCUACUUUAGGUUAAUUGUGAGCACUUCAGUGGCAGGGCUUCCUCCUUUCCCCUGCUGUGCCAUAUCUGUGUUGUGUUGUGAGGAGUUUUUGGACUUAAGCAUAGAAGAAAUUAUUGUGUUUUAUAUUUAUUUUGGUAUUGGUAAGGUCAUGGUUAGUCACAAACAUAUACUCCUGAAUGUUUGAAUGAGCUUCCAAGUGUUUGAUACUCCCUGUGGAAUGUAUGAUACAUUUUAGGGAAAAGUGGUGCAUUGUUUCAAUUAAAAAUGUGAAUAUAUAACAGUUUAUAUUUAUGUGGAAAAAAAUACUGGCAGCACUAUGUAAGAUAAUAAAGCUUUGUUAUAAAA